Myxocyprinus asiaticus (Chinese sucker) is the source of this 4740-nucleotide messenger RNA. It is a transcript of the gene bnc2, whose product is annotated as basonuclin 2. Gene Ontology annotation, cellular component: nucleus. The record is from RefSeq and is a predicted model, not a curated record. Gene Ontology annotation, biological process: regulation of DNA-templated transcription. Lineage: Eukaryota; Metazoa; Chordata; Actinopteri; Cypriniformes; Catostomidae.
GGAGACAGAGUUGGAUGUGAGAGGUGGCGUGGCGCGGAGAGAACGAGAUCAAGAGAGGGCACGCGAGUCCACGGCCGGAGCCAGCAGCAGCAGCAGUGGUGCAGGGGGAGGAGGAGGAGGAGAGAGCUCCAUGCAGUUCAGCACCAGACCGGCCAGCGCCGAGCCGGGCUUCAUGGGGACAUGGACACAGCAGAGCACUGACAGCAACCUCCUAUUCAGAAUGUCCCAGCAGGCCAUCCGCUGUACUUUGGUAAACUGCACAUGUGAGUGUUUCCAGCCUGGAAAAAUCCACCUGCGGACAUGUGACCAGUGCAAGCAUGGAUGGGUCGCUCACGCUCUAGACAAGCUGAGCACACAGCAUCUGUACCACCCGACACAGGUGGAGAUUGUGCAGUCCAAUGUGGUAUUUGACAUCAGCAGUCUGAUGCUAUAUGGGACCCAGGCGGUACCUGUGAGGUUGAAGAUCCUGCUGGACCGUCUGUUCAGCGUCCUCAAACAGGAAGAGGUUCUACACAUCCUCCAUGGCCUGGGUUGGACACUCAGAGACUAUGUUAGAGGCUACAUACUACAGGAUGCUGCAGGCAAGGUUCUGGACAGAUGGACCAUAAUGUCCCGGGAAGAGGAGAUCAUCACCUUGCAACAGUUUCUGCGCUUUGGUGAGACCAAAUCUAUUGUGGAAUUGAUGGCCAUCCAGGAAAAAGAGGGCCAGGCAGUCACAGUGCCCUCAUCAAAGAUUGACUCUGGAAUCAGAACUUUCAUUGAAAGCAACAAUCGCACCCGUAGUCCAGGCCUUCUUUCACACCUGGAGAACAACAGCCCCUCUAGCAUUCACCAUUUUGAGAACAUCCCAAACAGUCUGGCUUUCUUACUGCCUUUCCAGUACAUAAACCCAGUGUCUGCCCCCAUGUUAGGGCUUCCACCAAAUGGACUGACUAUUGAGCAAUCAGGUCUCAGAAUGAGAGAGGCAAAUCUGCCCAGUCAGAGUGAGCCAGUGGAGACCAGUGAGUCUGAAGUGUCACUCUCACCUUUUCAUGGUGGUCAGAGCCCCAGUCAAGGACCAAUGGGGACCCUACCUAACUCCAUUGAACCUAAGACAGAACCUAACAGAGCUUCACCCAUUUCUCCUACACCAUCCAUACAGCAGUCACAGCAGCCGCAUACACCACAAAAGCAACAGCAACAGGGACAGCAACAGCAGUCAAGCAGUCUGAACAACCACCAAAUCCAUCACCAUUUUGAAAAGAAUGAACAAUCCAAAACAAUUACCCAUUCUUCUUUCUCUUCCAAAAUGCAUCGCAUGCGUCGAAUGGGAGCAACCUCACGCAAGGGUCGUGUCUGCUGUAAUUCCUGUGGCAAGACUUUCUAUGACAAGGGCACCCUAAAGAUCCACUAUAAUGCUGUGCAUCUGAAGAUUAAGCACCGCUGCACAAUUGAAGGCUGCAACAUGGUCUUCAGCUCACUGCGCAGUCGGAACCGCCAUAGUGCCAAUCCCAAUCCUCGCCUACACAUGCCCAUGUUGAGGAACAACCGGGACAAGGACCUCAUUCGUUCCAGUUCUGGCACUGCCACAACUGUCAUAUCAAGUGCCAAAAGUGGCUUUUCUCUUACUAGCCCUGGACGGCCACCACUAAAUUUUGCCACUCCUCCUCUCGACCCCAUGAUACAAUCACCUCUGCAGAGCCCUCUUGUCUUCCCUUCCCUGAAGUCUGUGCAGCCAGUGCAACCUGUGCCACCAUUUUAUCGCACAUUGCUCUCUCCUGCUGACCUAGUCAGUCCCCCAGUCUCUCUGCCCACCAGUCCAAUCCUUCCUACCACAACAAACAGCACAUCUCUGACGGACCAGCAGCAACAGAUAUUGGCUGCUGGUUCCCACAACACCAAUGUAGCUGACAUAGUGACUUUUUCUCAUCGACUGCCUACGUCUCCCAGUACCCAAGAUUCCACAACUCUUGACACUAUACCUAAAAAGAAGCCUCGCAAAUCCAGCAUGCCAGUCAAGAUAGAGAAAGAAGUGAUAGAUGUGGCAGAUGAUUAUGAUGACAAAGAUGAUGAUGGUGAAGAUAGUUGUCACCAUCACCACCACCACCAUCCAUCCCACCUCCAUAACAAUGUCAAUGGCAACUGCAACAACAACAAUAACAGCAGCAGUGGUUAUCAUUGUGGGGGUGGUGGACACCAAUCUCCAUCAAUUGAUGAAAUGCACCCUAGUCUAGCCCUUAGAGGCAUGCUCCGUCCUGACCAAGAAGAGUGCAGUGGGAGCCUUCGUGGUAGAGGCACUGGUGACCUGCGCUGUAUUGACAGCUUUAGCUCAGAGGACCAAGAUCAUGAGCGUGACUUCGAAAAUGAGUCAGAGACAUCUGAAUCUAAGAUGCUCUACAGAGAUGAGCUGAUCGACACGGAUGUGCAGCAGCCUACCCUAGGGAGAAACAUGGAUAAAGAACAGCAAGGGGCAGAAGAUGAAGGACACCUCAGGAGAGAUUUAGAGGAACAAAGCCUUUCCCCACCCUCUCAGCACCAGCCUGUUAUCAAAAUCAAGGAAGAAAUCAAUGAUCCUACUUAUGACAUGUUCUGCAUGGGUCAGUACAGCCUUUACAAUGGUGGUAUGGCAGCAGCUGCUGCUGCCAGCAUGGCUGCCUUACAUGAAAGUUUUAUCUCCUCUAUGAGCUAUGGAACAAGCCCAUCAAAGUUCUCCUCUCAAUCCCCUGAGGGUGACCUCUGCUCCAGCCCUGAUCCCAAGAUCUGCUACGUCUGCAAAAAGAGCUUCAAAAGCUCCUACAGUGUCAAACUGCACUACAAGAAUGUGCACCUUAAAGAGAUGCAUGUGUGCACUGUGGCUGGAUGUAACGCUGCUUUCCCUUCCAGAAGAAGCAGAGACAGACAUAGCUCCAACAUUAACCUGCACCGCAAACUACUGACCAAAGAGCUGGAUGACAUUGUCCUGGACCCCCAGCUUACGACCCUGCCUAAGGAUCUCCGUGCUGAGUUCCUGUCAAAGAUCUAUGCUGGCCACCAUGUGGGACCGGAAGGGGUGGGGAGUGCUGGCAGUGGACUGCCACGAAGUCUAGGCCAUAAGGAGAUGGGAUCUCCAGCCGCUACUGAAUAUUCACACAGCAAUGGCUAUUACUGUGGCCCCAAUGAUUACAUGGUGUUGGACCUGAGCACCGCCUCCAGCGUACAAUCAAGUGGCAGCAUGCAAUCCUCGCAGGAGUCUGAUGAAGGCAGCGAUGAGGGCAUCCUGCUGGAUGACCUGGAGGGUGCGAGUGACACUGAGGACUGCACCCCUAGUAUUAGGGCUCACAGUCUGGCAGGGGAAGGAAAGGAUGGAGAAGAGGCAAGGAAGGAUGGAAGAAAAGGAGGCAAAGAGGAAGGGCUUUUGCUCUGGGACCCCUCCUUCUCACCAUCCGUCUUGGCAUCCAGUGGAGGUAAUGGGGCAGGAGGCAUCCUUUGCACCAUCUGCCACAAAAUGUACAGUAACAAAGGGACCCUUCGGGUGCACUACAAGACUGUCCACCUGCGUGAAAUGCACAAGUGCAAAGUGCCUGGCUGUAACAUGAUGUUUUCUUCUGUGAGAAGCAGAAACAGGCACAGCCAGAACCCCAACCUACAAAAAUGCCCCUAUACAACAAUGAUUGAUUAGACCACACAUCCCUCCCUACCCCACAGCCAGAAAGCUUCUUAUACUCCACAUGACACCCUCCUCUCCAUUCCCCAGCAGCAACCCCAUAAUGCCAUAAACAACGGCAUUGAUUUGCUGAAAAUGUUGGUUACAAUGUACAAUUAAGUUGUAUUUGUAAACAUUAGUUAACUACAUUAGUUAAAAUGAACUAAAAAUGAACAAUACUUUUACAGCAUUAAAGUAAUCUUUGUUGAUGUUAAUUUUAAUAAAUACUAAUACAUUUUUUACCCUAGAACGCAUAUGUAACUUCACCCCCCUUAAAUGCAAAUCUAGAUGUUUAUUCUUUAUAAAACUACUUUUUUUGGGAAAAGUAACUCUAAUGAUAAUUGUAUUAGUAAUUAAAAAUUUUAAAUAGAUGAUAUAUCUUUUAUUAAAUUCUGAAGAGUUUCAGAGAAGUUUUAGGUGACAGUGUAAAAACCUUGUGUAACAGAAAUAUGAGCAAUGAGCGUUAAAAUAUGAAAUGUCUCAACAGCUCUACCCACACAAACACAUACAUAUAAAUAGACUAGGAUAAAAUGUUUUUUUUUUUUUUUUGUUUGUUUUUUUUUUUACAAAAGAAUUAGUUUUAACUUAUAAAAUGACAAUCUUACGUUCUCUAAAUUGCUGUAUAACACAGUUUUCUAUAUUACUCUAUGUAGCUAUAUUAGUUGUUGGGAGUGGUCAGGCAUACUAAAAAAAAGAAAAGUUGCAGGUUUGAAUACACUAAAAAGUGGUCCAGGAGCUCUGACCAUUGUGCCCUUGCUGUGAACGAGUCAUCUAACAUCAGGUUACAGUACAUGAGGACUGUCCCUGUAAUAGCUAUAAUGCCAAGCACUUUGGACAUAGGCAUAGGCUGAAUGACAACUUUCUAUACUUGCAUACAACACAUCAAUUUGAAGUUGAACAGGGUAUUUAACAUAUAUUUCAUUACAUAACAAAUGGAAACUAAUAAAAGGUCCCUAUUUUAAGAGCGCUAGCACUAAGCGCAGCACUAUGCCAUAUGUCAUAAGCAUAAAGUAAAUGGGCAUGGCCAUAUAUUUUCGUGCAAGCAUGCGCUAAGUAUAGGCGCAAGUGGGUUUGGUGAA